Messenger RNA from Lolium perenne, 1546 nucleotides. RefSeq lists its product as uncharacterized. Gene Ontology annotation, molecular function: microtubule binding; protein kinase activator activity. Gene Ontology annotation, cellular component: spindle; nuclear microtubule. The record is from RefSeq and is a predicted model, not a curated record. Lineage: Eukaryota; Viridiplantae; Streptophyta; Magnoliopsida; Poales; Poaceae. Gene Ontology annotation, biological process: activation of protein kinase activity; regulation of mitotic spindle organization; mitotic spindle assembly.
AUGGUUACGCCGGCGGUGGCGGCGAGGAGGCCCAGGGCGCGGCGGCCGUUCGCGGCGGUGGCGUCGCUGUCGGCGGCGAGGAGGCGGGUCAUGCCGCCGCCGACCGCUACUACGCCGGGGUCGGAGAACGUCGAGCCGUCCGACGGGACGGCGUCGUUCGAGCAGUGCCUCCGCCGGUUCAGGAAGUUCUCCGGCGAGGCGGCGGCGGCGGCGGCCGCGAAGCCCGCCUUCCCCGUCGGCGCCAAGCCCGCGGUCCUGAAGAGCAAGAGGUGCGCCGCGACGCCCGCUGCCAGGAAGCCGGCGGUGCCGAGGACGCCGAGCAGGAAGAGGCCCGAUUCCGCCUCCUCGCGCAGGAAGUCCUCUGCGGCGGCGCCCUACGAGGCGCCGCGCGCGCCGCUGUGGGACUUCUCCGAGGAGCCGUGCGGCAAGAAGGUGCGGGCGAGGCUCUCGUCGCCCUGCGACGCCGGCGCCGCCGCGGCGGCGGAGGAGCCGCGGAAGGCGGCGGCGUGGGGCGCGACGCUCGAGGAGGCCAUGGCGGGCCUCCCGGAGCCCGGCGAGGGCCGCGUCAGGUACCUGGUGGACACGUUCGAGCGGCUCCUGUCCCUGUCCCGCGACGGCACCCACGAGGCGGCGGGGCCGAGGAGGAGGGUGAUGAUGAAGAGGGCGGCCUCGGCGUCGUCGUCGCCGCGGAAGGCCGAGGAGAUGGACAUGGCGUCGUACCCCUCCGUCGCGUCGUCCUCGUCCGAGGUGUCCUUCUGCGUCGCCGACCUCCCCCGCCGCGGCAGGAGCGGCGGCGGCGCGCGGGACGAGCGGCAGUUCAGGAGAUGCAACAGCAUCGGGUCCUCGGAGAGGAGCUGGAGCAGGAAGGUCACGAGGCAGCAUCCCUUCAAUCUCAGGACCGAGCAAAGAGGAAAGAUGAAGGAAGGAAAUCUUGUGGAGAGGAUGAGGAGGAUGCUGCUGGAGGAGGAGAGGCUGCGCAACCCGCUCGCGCAAGGUCUUCCAUGGACCACCGAUGAACCGGAGAACCUGGCGAAACCGCCAACGAAAGAGCCCACUGAACCAUUCGAUGUCGUGCUUCAUAGCGCCGUUCGUGCAGUGGGUCGCGCCAGGUUUGAUCAUCAGAUCACUGAGCGUAACAUCUUCCUGGAGAAGGUGGAGCUGGAGAGGGAGAGGCAGCAGAAGAUGGAUGAAGAAAUUGAGAUCAAACAGCUAAGGAAGGAGCAGGUGCCGAGGGCGAUCCCGAUGCCGGACUUCUCAAGGCCAUUUAUGCCCAAAAGGUCAGUGAAGCCCCAGACUGUUCCCAGGGAGCCAAGGUUCCACACUAGGCCGACGAGGCACAGUCCCAAGACUCGGUCAUAGCUGCCUCCGGUCAGAUCAAAGAUUCAUCUUCUUCUUCCAUUGGCCAUUACGCUACGCACAAGAAGACUUAGUCACUGAGAGAAUUGUACUAGCAAAUGUCGCCGCCAUUGGGCAGAUCGCUGCUUGGCUAAUGGCUUUCUGACAAAAAAAGGAAAGGACACACACACAGAACAAGCUUUUGCAGUAG